Molecule: messenger RNA, 1545 nt
Organism: Penicillium antarcticum
Lineage: Eukaryota; Fungi; Ascomycota; Eurotiomycetes; Eurotiales; Aspergillaceae
Product: cytochrome P450
Exons: 6
Coding region: 1-1545 (514 amino acids)
Molecular function (GO): oxidoreductase activity, acting on paired donors, with incorporation or reduction of molecular oxygen; iron ion binding; heme binding
Source: RefSeq, a predicted model, not a curated record
AUGGUAUCCCAGGUUGAGUAUGUUGGACAAAUCGUCCGCGGUGAGGUCCCGAUAGUCUGGAUCUCCGUGGCCUUGGUGGUCCUGGCCUACUUGAUCCUCCCCAACCCAACCUACCGCACCAAUGUCAAAGUCCCGACGGUAAGAUAUCUGGGAGGCUGGAUACCUGACCAGGUGGACCGUCUGUUCUUCAAUACCAAGGCAGCCUCGGUGAUCUAUGACGGUUAUAAGCAAUACAAGAAGAAGGCAUAUAAGGUGCUGAAAGCCGAUGGCGAUCUCGUGGUCCUCUCCACCCGGUACGCCGAGGAGCUACGGCAAUUGCCUGCAUCGACUCUAAAUGCCCUCGAGGCCACCUUUACAGAUCAUGUCGGCGAUUACACGACCAUUCUUACCGACAGCCACCUGCACACUGAGACCAUCCAAAAGCGGUUGACCCCGGCAAUCGGCCGACUAAUCCCUCGUAUUAUCUCUGAGCUUGACCACGCGUACGAGGUGGAAUUUCCCGAGUGUGACGGCAAGUGGGUGGCAAUCAACCCAUACGAAGUCUUCUUGCGUCUCGUAGCCAGGGUGGGUGCUCGCGUCUUCAUCGGAGAGACCCUGUGCCGGGAUGAACAAUGGCUGAGGGCCUCGAUUGACUACACCAAGAACAUCUUCGUGACCAUUGGGCUGUUGCGGCCAGUUCCUGGAUUUCUCCAUCCCGUGGUCGGGCGAGUCUUACCCAGCAGUCGGAGUUUGAAUCAUCAGCUUGCCUAUAUCAAGAAUGAAUUCCUAGGUCCUCUCAUCGAGCAGCGCCGGGCGAUGGAAUCGUCAGGGGACCCCAAUUAUGAAAAACCUGACGAUUUUUUGCAGUGGAUGAUGGACCUCGCCAAGACAGAGCAGGAGUCACAUCCACAUAACCUGGCUCAGCGACUUCUCGGAAUCACCAGCAUGGCGGUUGUCCACACGAGCGCCAUGAGUCUCACGCAUGUUCUAUACGACCUGCUGGUCAUGCCACAAUGGCUCCAGCCUCUCCGCGACGAGAUCCAGCAGGUCAACCCCGAUUGGCACAGCACCACGCAGGCCCACCUCCUUGGGCUUAAGGGCAUGGACAGCUUUUUGAAGGAAUCGCAACGAUUCAAUCCUCCCGGGGAGCUCUCUUUUCACCGUGUCGUUAAGCAUGAUUUGACCCUUUCAGAUGGUCUAUUCCUCCCCAACGGCACGCACAUUUGCAUGGCGGCGGGACCCAUCUCGCGGGAUCCCGAUGUGAUGUCGGACCCGGACGCGUUCGAUGCCUUCCGCUUCGUCAAGGAGAAUCGACCAACCUCGGGCUUCGUCAGCACCGGCGUCAGCAAUAUGCAUUUCGGGCUUGGCCGCUAUGCCUGUCCCGGCCGGUUCUUCGCCGCCUUCGUCAUGAAGGCCAUCCUUAGCCGAUUCAUCGCCGACUAUGACUUCCGAUUUGCUCCUGAUCAGAAGGAACGACCCAAGAACAUGGUGAUCGGGGACAAGAUUGUCCCGAAUGUGUCCACGCCGAUCUUCAUUAGGAAAAGAACCACAUCACGACCCCUUUGA